This is a messenger RNA of Chlamydomonas reinhardtii, 7303 nucleotides long. RefSeq lists its product as uncharacterized. The record is from RefSeq and is a predicted model, not a curated record. Gene Ontology annotation, molecular function: peptide receptor activity; guanylate cyclase activity. The coding region runs from base 189 to 4472 and encodes 1427 amino acids. Gene Ontology annotation, biological process: cGMP biosynthetic process; receptor guanylyl cyclase signaling pathway; intracellular signal transduction. Lineage: Eukaryota; Viridiplantae; Chlorophyta; Chlorophyceae; Chlamydomonadales; Chlamydomonadaceae. The transcript is spliced from 23 exons.
UAUAUGUUCGCUGCACCUGACACGUCCUCGAGUAUUUGCAGCUCGUUCCCUUGUUCACAGUUCCUCGAAACGCCGCGCACUCAGCAGAGACUCAGACCCCGUCGCCCCCAGCGGCAGUUAGCAGUAUGAAUUAUCAUGAAGGACCUCAAUAACCUGCUGCGAAGGUAGUCGCGCGCUGGGCCUCACCAAUGACAGGGCGCUCGCCGCAAGGAGGGGAGGAGCUGCGGCAGCGAUAUGAUAUGGAGGAUGCGGUUGCGGAGCGGUGUGAGCGCCAGAGUGCCGAGCUUUGUCAGGAUGAGGGCCAGGCAGACGGCGCAACGUCGAUGAUGCUGAUGCAGCCAGCGUCAACGCAGCUGGUGCAAAGGGCGCAGGCGAACGGGGUUUUGCAGUACGAUACCCGGGACACGCCGUUCCGGACCCCGGCUGCUGCAGCCCCUGGCGAAGCGCGCUCUAGAUACCCCCUUGAGCACGAGCGGCCAGGCGCAGGCGCGCAGUUGCCGUCAGCUGCCGCCAGCGGGGCGCCAACGCGGCAGGCUACUGCGGCGCCUAACCCGUUAGAUGUCAGUGACGCCUCGGGCGUUGCGGAGGGCCAGGAGGCGCAACCACCACCCACCCCGUGGCUGGGCGCCAGCGGCGGCGGGGAGGUCGCCUGCGGAGAAAGCGGCAGCGGUACGGGGCAAAUCAGCAGCAGUGGCGCCGGCACGGAAGCUGCGGCGAUGGUGCUCAAAUCUGGGCUAACACGGAGGUCUGGAUCCAAGCAGCGCUCCGCCGCAACAACUGGCGAGGAUGAGCUUGGCCCCUUGCCGUUCGACGCGCCGGACCACCACGGCAGCCCCAACGGCAGCGGUAGCAACUGGGUGGACACGGUGACACUGUGGAGCGCCGUGCAGCGGACGGGCGAGGAGAUACAACGCAAACGGCGCAUGGAGGAGUCUGUGCCAGGGUCGAAGGUUGUGGGCGCUGCGUUUAGCCUGGGCCAGUGGCGGCAUCAGGCGUGGCGGCGGCUGAAGACGACCAUGGUAGUGACGUCGCGUGUGGCGUGCAAGGACCCCUGGACGGUGGCCAUUCCGCUGCUGCUGCUGGUGCUGCUGCUGGCGUUCGGGCUGUGGGGCGUGUUCAGUGUCGCGUACGCCAUUCGUGACAGCCGCAUUCUGUACGCGCGCAAUGCCGCGGUGGAUUACGGAAAGAAACUUGCGAGCCACAUCACUGCCAAUGUGGCGCCAGCGAGCACCGUGAAGACGUUGAUUCAGUUGAAUCCCGAGUGGCCAGACAUCAACGAGACAUUCUACAAGGUGGCGCCCGGGCUCAUCGGGGACGGGUUGCAAAACAGCGCCAUCAUCACUAUAAUACUGGCGCCGCAGGGCGUGGUGAGCAGCAUCAUUCCGGACGACUUGCCCGCCUGGAAGCCGGUGUAUGGCUUAGACCUCCUGAAGAACGAGAGCUGGCGGGGCGACGCUCUGAAGACGGUGACGCUGCAUGGCCAGGGCGGGCAGAGGGAUAUGGUCAUGACCGGGCCCAGCAGGCUGCGGGCGGGGAUGAUGGGCCUCGUGACGCGCCACGCCGUGUUUGUGGACGGAGGUGGCCCCACCGAGACCUGGGGCUACAACGUGUCUGCCUACAACUGCACGCCCUGCUGGCUGCCCGGCGACCAGACCACACCAAGUCGUCGCUUCUGGGGCUUUGCCCAGCUGACCGUGGACUGGGAAAUCCUGGUGCGCAACAUUACGCGCCUGUAUGACCUCUGCGAGCGAGACAGCCUGCACUUCAAUAUGACAUACAUCGACCCGGUGACCUUCGCCAACCGCUCCAUUGCGGCUUGCGGCGACCCGCGUGACCACCCCAUAUCGAUUGACGUGGACGUCAUGCACAACCACUGGUCCCUCGCGGUGUACGACUCACGCGGCUGGACUCCGGAAUGGCUUCCGCUGGUGGUGGCGGUGGUGGUUUUUGCCUCGCUGUGGAUAUCUGUGACACUCGCCAUCAUUCUCAUCAACCGCCGUGAGCACAUGUGGCUUCUGCAGGCCAUGCUGCCCAAGAAGGUAAUUGCGGCGCUUCGUCGCGGAGAGGAUUAUGCCGAGGCGUUUGAGAGCGUUACGGUGUUGUUCAGUGACAUUGUGUCGUACACAACAUUGGCAUCCCAGUUGGAGCCAAUCAAGGUGGUGCGGCUUCUGAAUGAGAUGUACAGCGCCUUCGACGUGUUGGUGGACGAGUUUGACUGCUACAAGGUCGAGACCAUUGGCGAUGCCUUUAUGGCGGUGUGUGGCACUCAGGGCGAGGACCCAGUCACAGCAGCCGUGCGGGUGGCGAGGCUGGCCCAAGCCAUGGUUGAGCGGACCAAGGUGUUGGUGUCCCAGGACGGGCAGCGCGUGCAGAUCCGCAUCGGGCUGCACAGCGGCCCCGUUGUGGGCGCAGUGGUGGGGUUCAAGAUGCCGCACUUCUGCCUGUGCGGCGACACCGUCAACACCGCCAGCCGCAUGGAAAGCAACUCCAAGCCCAUGCACAUCCACGUCAGCGGCACUACAGCCAAACUGCUGCAGGAGAGCUGCGAGGGAUUCGGGUUGGAGCCGCGCGGCCCCGUCACCAUCAAGGGCAAGGGAACCAUGUGGACCUAUUGGCUGGCACCGGCAGUAGCAGCAGCAGACUUACGCACCACCGAGAUGGGCGCGGCAGUAGCAGGCUCAGCGGUGGCUGACGGCAGUAGCAGCCAGGGGCGGCAGCAGCUGCAGGCAGCUGAGGGCGAGGCAGGGGGACGUGGCGGCGCCGCUGGGGUGUACGGCAGCGGUGAAGGCGACCGUUUGACCUUUGGCGAGGUCUCGCUGCCGCCGUCGUUGAUGGCCGCUGGCGGCGCCGGAGGCGCCGGCAUGCGUCCUGGCAUGGGUGCAGCUGUCGCGGCACCUGUGUACGCAAUGCCCAGUGUCCCUAUGGAGCAUGUCAGCGCCACGAACAGCGGCGUGCCGCAUCAGGCCGCAGCGUCACUCGACGGCACCGCCGCCGCCUCUGACGCAACCCCCAUGGCUGCUGGCGGUGGUGGCGGCAGCGGCGGUCGCGGCCUGAACCAUGGCACGGCCUUCAACACGGCUGGCGGCGCGGGCCCUGUCGUCAGUGGCGGCGCAGCCGGCGGCAUGGUGGCUGUAGGAAGCGGGGUGAUGCUGCCGCUGGCGUCAAGCAACAACACCACUGAGAGCCACGGACUCGCCAGCGGCGGCGGCAGUCGGUCGGAGGGCCCUGCGUCGGUUGAUGCGGCCGUGAACCGCCGGUGCGGUGUCGGCUACAGCAGCAGUACCAAGUCGGGCCGGGUGCUCAUGAGCUUAGCGGUGGCGGGCGGCAGCAACGGCAGUGGCGUGGAUGCGUCCGUAGCGGCGGCAGGCGGCAUGGGUGCGGGGCCCAUGACUACCCUGUCUCGAAACGGAGGCGGCGGCCGCGGCCGCGUCAGCGACCGCCUUACGCCAGUCGGCAUCGGUGCCGCCGGCAGCAGCAGCGGUAUCGUCGUCAGCGGCUGCGGCGCUGGCGCGAACGGCGGCGUGUUUUACAUGCCAUCCCACGCCGCCGCCUUUCGAGUCGACAGCGAUGACCCGCCCAUAGGCACCGAGUCCGCCGCGGCAGCGGCGGCGGCCUCCGCCACCGGUGCCGCGGCUGCCGCAGCCUUUGGCGGCAGCAGCGCUUAUGGCAUCGGCGCUGCCGGCGCUGUCGCCUCGCCACCUACCGGCGUGAUGUUGCGUUUGAGCAUGCCGUCACCGGCGGGCUCCUCGCCGCUGGUCGGCUCCCACGCCGCGCCGCCAAGCACCGGGCUGCCCAGUGGCGGGCGGCCCAGCUACAGCAGCCGCCCGCACUCGCGCCUUGUCAUCACCGAGACCUCGCAGGUGUACGGCGCACCUAGCGGCGCCUACAGCAGCGCAGGUACCACCGGGCAUGGCCUGCACAUCCCCGCAGCCGCGCUGGAGGGUGCCGCCGCCGCGGCGGCUGGCGCCGCCGCGGGCGUGCUGCCUGUCGGCAGCCCGCAGGUGUUCCAGUCCGGCAUGGCCUUUGCCGGCGCCGCCGCUGCCGGCCACGGUUACGGUUACGGCCACGGCUACGGCGGCGGCUACGGCGGAACUGGUGCCGUCAGUGCCGGACAGCAUGGCCUGGUUUCGAUGGGUAGCCUCGACGUGGCGGCCUCCAAUCACAUGGUUGGAAGCCCCAUGCUCGGCACUACCAUGACAGGGGCAAGCGGCGGCGCCGUCAGCGGCAGCGGCUUAAUAAGCAGCGGCCGGCGCGCGCAGCGUACCAUGUCACACAUGGUGAGCUCCGAUGUGGUUAACAGCAUGCUCGCCGCCGCGCCCUCGGAGCGCGAGCGGGAGCGGGAGAAGCCCAUUGGCAGCAACCUGAUCGCGGCAAUGUUGGGAAGCGGCAUCGGCGACCGCAAGGCCAAACGCGGCAGCGUAGACCUGCGCCUGUUCCAGCAGAGCCCCCGAAACCGGGACAGGGGCACGUGAGGCGCGUGAGGCGCGGCUUCGUUUUUGUCGUGAUAGAGUAGAGCACUAGCAUCCGGGGUGCGCGCGCGCGGAAGCGUGUACGCCCGAUUUGAUUGCGUGCAUGCAUUCACAGCAACAAGCAGAACUUACAUUGGACUGAGGGUGUGCAUUGUGCUCGUACCUGUUGAGGGGCCUAAACACAACACGGCCUCAGCAGCCAUAUCGUAGCAACUUCGACUGCAUGCAUUGCGCUUUACAAAUGCAUGCCAACAUGUUUUGACUCAUAAUGACUGGGGCCAGGAUUACAGGCGGUCAUAUCGUCGCGGCGUACGAAUGAUUACCUUGAUGGGCGGCCUACGUUGGAAGUGACGAUUGCAGUUGAAGUGUUCUGGUGUGUGAGUGGCUACCAGAGUCGUCAGUUAGUGCAGUGUUGGCGUUUCCCGUUGACGCAUGCACGCACAAGCACUGGUCAUGGCGAGCACAGUCGCACGAGGAAUUUAUGCAGAGGGUUUGCAGGCAUGUGCACUUGAAUUUGCGAGACUGCGCAUAAUCCUCACUGGCAUGGCAGCUUUAGAGAUUCACAGCAGCAGGCUGGGUGGCAGAGUGCGCGAUGCCUUACUGAUGCACAGCCUCCCAAGGGCAGGUGUCUCCGAGUGGGAUGGACGUUUUGUGUGGGCAUAGCAGGCCCAUGGCAUGUGGGUGCGCUGCCGGUUACUCUUGCGGAGAGAGCACGCGUGGAGCAUGCUCGUGCCAGAAUUACCAGCUGUGCAGAAGAGCUAAGCGCAAGCAAGCGUGACGAGCUGACCGCGGAUACUGAUGUGUGUGUUACAGGUGAAUGUGUGGUCAUCUCAGACCUGCAACGAGACUGUCCGAGCCGCAUGCCCUCGUCUUAAGCACAGAAACAAAGUUGCCGGAGUCCACAAAAGCCUUGAUAACCUAGAACAGAGUCACGGAUACUGUUGUGUGACGAUGGCUGCAUGGACGCUGGUUUAUGUGGGCUCAGUGGGUGCCAAUCAUUGCGGUCGCACGGGCCCCGCCGCACCCCCACUAGCCCCACCAUGCCCACAUUUCAUGAAGCUGUUGUGUAUCAGGUAUGCGAAGAUAUUUAUGAUGCUCGGUUGCGGUGGCUGGAGCACGGUCUGUGCAAAAGGACGGGCGCUGAACGGGUGGCUGAGUUGCUGGACAAGGCGCACAUCAUGCCAGAAUGAAGCAGUUCCUGGUUUGGGCUGAGCUGAUGCGCAGUGGCUCCUAGUGGCCGCAAGGUGGUGGCGUGUCUGCCGGACCGUCGGCACGUGUGUGUGGCUGCGCGGCCCGGCUGUCGCCCCAAGCCUGUGCUUUUGUGGACGCCCAGGAAAUUCCGAUCAAUUCUCCCUUCUCGGGAUUUUCUCCUUAUUACUACUACGUAUUGAUAUUUGCUAUUAGGCGGCUACGCGGCAGGUCCGAAUCGGCCGACGCGAGAAGCGACUUCGCGCGUCCACGGACAGUUGACUUUCGCUUGGAGGAGGGGAGCGCGGCGCCGCCAAGGAGCGGCCGGUGUCUGGUUAGCACUCUUUGCUGGCGAGCAUAGCAUGGCACGUUGUGGUGUGGGAUUUGCCUGCUUUGCUGAUGCUUGACGGCGGGACGUGGCUGGACACAUGGCGGGCAAUGCCUGUACAAGCCGACCCCGGCUAUGUCCGGGAGCCGAGGUAGGCGCGUGCGGCCUCAGAGGGUGACAUGGCGUGGGCGCAGCCCACUUUUCUGGCCUCCUUGUGGUAUCAUGUGACGGAGGCGGGGCAGUAAGAUAUCUCACAGGCGCUGCGAAGCACGUGUGCAUUGGCUUGGGAUCGAAGGUCACCGCUUAGUUUGUAGUAUGGUUGCACACUGCGAAGAUGUUGUAUCGCCUGCUUGAUUCAGGUCCCUCCCCGGGCGCGCGGCUAUCAUUCUAACUGCCGUGCACUCACGGUGGUGGCACUGCGGCGGAUGCGUUACUACCGCGCAGAUGUUGCGUGCGGAUUGCGAGGAAGAUGCAUCCGGGCGCGGCCGACACACCGUUUGAGGGCACAUGGGCGAUUGCCAUCCAACGCCAUUCUCGUGUUUGGAGGCGCGGUCAUGGACUUUCGCAUGUGGGCCGCAUACCGGAGAGCGCGCACACGCAUUUAUUUUGGGCGGAGGUUGCAUGUCCAGGAUGCAGUGGCGCAAUACCGGAAGCCCUUCAAAACGGGUUUGUGCAUGCAUCACCACUCGGCUCCACAUUGCGGCUUGGCCGUUCAAGGGACAUUGCAAUUUUGGAGCGUUCCUCGGAUGUCUUUCCUAAAAGGCACGCAUGCGCACGCGACUUCGUGAGAUGGAGCAACCAGAGAGCUUUAGUCAUCACAUCAGUUGGCGACGUAAGGUGUGGAGGCAUGGCAGGGUAUGUGGAGGCAGCCAUAGGGAAUGCGGUGUGACGGUAUCAUCUAAUCUUCUGCAGAAGGAAGUGCCACCUACAGACAGCAGCAGGGGGUAAGCAUAAAAUUUGCAAGACUGUAUUCCCCGUGUACGGGUGCGGCAUUUCCGGUGAGGUUUGACUGUAUUUACGUAUAUCUGAACUUGUGAAGGUGGCGGGGGCGUGGGGUUGAGCAUGGGCUGCACGGCACAGCCUGUGCGAGCCAGGGGAGAGCCUGGUGCCAGCCCAAGGGUAGAUCAGGGCCAGGGGUGGCUUGGGCGGAGCGCACAAUGCCUGGUGUAAUCGUGGUAGUAGGUAUGUGCCAUUAAGCCGUUGCGACGCCAGCACCACGAGUAAGGGGCCUUUCCAGCGCUCGUAUCUUCCUUCGUUCGGAACGAAAUUUGCCCAGAAAGGCCUCUGGCGGACGAAAUUUUGUUGAUCUUGACUUGGA